CUUCGAUGUUUCUUGCGGCGAUUAUAUCUAUGGUAGAUAUGUAAGCGUUGAGAAGAUGCAAACUGCAGACCCAAUUGCGCUAUGUGAGGUGGAAGUGUGGGCGGUACCUGAUUACUGGAUUGGUGUCAAUGAACUCGACAGUGAAGUGGGUGUUUUUCAACACGUUGAUGGGUCUUCCAUGCAACAAGAAUUUUGGCAUCCCGGUAAACCUGUAGAGGCUUUCGUGAUGAAUUGUGUAGCCGAAGUAACGAAAAACUAUACAACAUUGUGGAGUGAUUUCAACUGCGAACGUGAGAUUAUGGCAAUUUGCCAACGUACAGUUCUCACCACGACAUAAGCCUUGCCGCCGCCACCUCCUUAAUAGCAUAAAGUAUCGACGCCUGCAAUCACAUUUCGCUUAUAUUCUAGUUGAAAAGUAAAACAAUUAUAUUAUUAAAACAACAUUUAUUACAAUGGUGAUUGGUACAAUGUAAUAUUGUAAUUUAUAUUGACAUGUCGAUUUUCUUGUUAGACCGUUCAACUUGAACAGACAUACUAAGUAUUUGAGUUUUAACUGGUACCGUCUUGGAGCGGUAAUUGUAGAAAACUAACCUUCCAUUACUCUCAUAUAACCAUUUACAUAUACUGAAUUGUAUUCUCAAUUUCU
Molecule: messenger RNA, 646 nt
Organism: Saccoglossus kowalevskii
Lineage: Eukaryota; Metazoa; Hemichordata; Enteropneusta; Harrimaniidae
Source: RefSeq, a predicted model, not a curated record